AUGAUAAUAUCAGGGAGAAGUCUUACUGUGGACCUCGUUGUUAAUGUUACCAUGGUUGAAAUAUCAGAAGAUGAUUCUGCUUCUAAUCUUCCAAUUAUACAUGGAUUGGCAUCACAAAUGGGACCUCCCCCUCCACGUCCACCGCGUUCUGUACAAGUGCAUGGACGACCAUCAGCAGGGACAGGGAGUACCGCUGGCUCAUCUACACCAGCUUCUGAACCUUCACAUGCUUGUGCCGCAGGUGAAACAUUAGAUAAUAAUCCUAAUGCUGGUGUGAAGAUAUCAAAGGUAUGUGAUCACUAUGAUAUUUAUGAAAAUGGUGAGAGAGCGAAAUGUAAAUAUUGCAAAAAGGCUAAUUACAAGAUUGGUAAGAAAAAUUUGGAUGGUAAGAAACAUGGGACUUCUAAUCUCCAACAUCAUUUGAAUAAGUGUCAGAAGUAUAAGAAUGAAAUGAAUGAGGCUAGAGCUGACGGACAACAAAUACUUGACUUCCAGCCUUGCAAGCUUGGAGAGGAACCACAGUUGGUUGGGGUGUCUUUUUCUCAAGAUGCGUGCAGGAGAGCGCUGAUUAGAUUUAUCGUUACCGAUGAAAUGGCUUUUAGAAUUGUUGAAGGUGAAGGUUUUAUAGCUUUUUGUAAGUAUCUUGAGCCUCGAUUUAAGCUUCCAAGUCGUAUGACAAUAUACCGUGAUGUGUGCAAGCUGUUUUUGACAGAGAAGGCUAAUCUGAAAAGUUAUUUCAAAGCAAACAAGGUAAGAGUGUGCCUUACUACUGACACUUGGACGUCAUCGCAGAAUUACAAUUAUAUGGUAGUGACUGCGCAUUUCAUUGAUCAUCACUGGAAACUACAUAAAAGAAUUAUCUGUUUUUGCUUGAUUGAUAGCCAUGAAGGUACAAAUAUUGGAGAGGCUUUGGCGAAAUGUUUGCUAGACUGGGGACUUGAAAAGGUUUUCACUGUGACGCUUGAUAAUGCGUCUGCAAAUAAAGUUGUUGUUGACUAUUUGAGGAAGAGAGUUCAGAGUUGGGGUUCUGCAUUACUUGGAGCUAAACAUUUACAUGUUCGAUGUGCGGCUCACGUACUUGCACUUGUUGUGAAGGACGGUAUGAAGAAGUAUCAUACAUCACUUCUCAGGAUCAGGGCAGUGGUAAAAUAUGUCACGAAAUCUCCCGCAAGAUAUAAAAGGUUUACGGAGGAUGCUGAGUCGGAAAGAAUAGAUUGUAAAAAGGGUCUGAUAUUAGAUGUGAGAACGCGGUGGAAUUCUACUUACUUAAUACUUGUUGCUGCUGAAAGAUAUGAAAAGGCAUUUGAAAGGCUACGUGAGUUGGAUAAGGCAUUUUGUGAAGAGUUCUGCUUUGAUAUUCCAGUACCAGAUAAUAUUAUGGGUGAUGGUGAUGACACUGUUGAUCUUGAUGCUGAUUAUGAUCUGGAAUCAGACAAUGAAGAAGAACUUGAUACUACUGAAGAAGAAGAUUCUGCUGCUGUCAGGAAAGCCAAGAAAAAAAAACAGGCCAAAACUUCUACUUAUGUUACUUCUCAUUCUUUCUUAUUGGAACUUGGUACUGUUCGUCAAGAAUUAGAAGAAUGGAAAAAUACACAUGAGGACCCUUUCUUAAGCCACAUGGGUGAUGUAAUGUUGCUCAAGUACAACAAAUAUUGGGGAACAUACCGAAAGAUGAAUUCGUUGAUGUUUAUGGCUGUACUUCUUGAUCCACGAGAGAAAGAACAUGGAUUAUUUGUGACUGUUGAAGAUUUAAUUGUGCAUUAUGACCCAGCAAUGAAGAAAAAACUUGUAGAAAAAUGGGUUGAAGAAGUACUGAAAAAUUUUGUGGAGCUGUUUGCAGCUUAUAAAGCAGAAAAUGUUAGAUGUGCAGUAUCUUCAUCAGAAUCUGUGGGCGAGACUAUUUCUACUUCUACUCAAAGUUCUUCGAGUUUUGGAAGUACUAUUUCUAGCAAGGCCAAGUAUAUGGCGGGAAGGAAUAAACGAAAGCAUCAAUUGAGUAAUGUGGAGGACAAUGGGAGAUCUGAGGUAGAAAGGUACUUGGCUGAACCGAUUUACACACCCACAAAUGAAAAUGCUACUUUUGAUAUAUUACAAUGGUGGAAGGUAAAUGCUGCGAGGUUUGACAUUUUGCCACCUAUGGCUAAAGAUAUAUUUGCUAUUCCCGUUUCUUCCGUUGCUUCAGAAUCAGCAUUUAGUACCGGAAAAAGAAUUUUGGAUCCUUUUCGAAGCUCCUUAAAUCCCAAGACACUUGAGGCCUUAAUUUUGUUACAAAAUUGGUUACGAACACCAAUAGACAUGGAUUCAUCUACCCUUGGAGUCGAGGAGGAGGAGAUUGAUAUUGUUGAGUCUGGAGCAGGUGCAGCUGGAUUCUCUGUACUAUCUUCAGGUGGAUUUGUAGGAGCAGGUGAUGGCUCUGGUGCUGGUAUUGGUGCUGGCUCAGGUGCUGGCUCUGGCUCAUCAUGA
Messenger RNA from Papaver somniferum (opium poppy), 2463 nucleotides. Its product is annotated as zinc finger BED domain-containing protein RICESLEEPER 2-like. NCBI's taxonomy places the organism in Eukaryota, Viridiplantae, Streptophyta, Magnoliopsida, Ranunculales, Papaveraceae. Bases 1 to 2463 code for a protein of 820 amino acids. Gene Ontology annotation, molecular function: DNA binding; protein dimerization activity. The record is from RefSeq and is a predicted model, not a curated record. The transcript is spliced from 4 exons.